UUUUUUUUAUCUUCAUAUUUUGAUAUGUUAUCAGCACAACCUGCUUAUGCUCUUGCAAGAGCAACCUUCAAACGGGCUCAACGUGGUUUAUUUGGUGGAAAACAUAUUCAAUUCGGUAACAAUAAUCCAUUCUCCAAGAAAAAAACUCGACGUAACUGGCUUCCCAAUGUACAAAGCAAGAAACUUUAUUCUGAAGCCAUGCAACGAUUCUUUGAUCUUAAAGUCACGACCUCUGUUUUACGAACCAUUGAUAAGAAAGGAGGAUUAGAUCGAUAUCUUUUGGAUACGAAGGACAAGAACUUACAUAGUGAAAAAGCUUUGGAUUUGAAGAACUUAAUACUCAAGCAUCAGCAGAAACAAACCAAACCUGUCAGUAACCUAUAGACACCUUUUUUUUUUUGAACCACCUUCUCUCAACUUCCUCCUUUCAAAAAUAGUAUAUACUCUCAUCUUUCUUCUUACUUGACAAACAUGCAACUACUCUUAUACUCCCUUAUCAUUCCAUCUUCAUGAUUCUUCUUUAGUAUGUACUCAUAGUUCUCUGUAUUUUUCCCUCCUCCUUUUGACAUAUACAUAUUUACUUAUUUAUUUAUUUUUUUUCUUUUUUAACGAUAAAAUCUAAAUUGACAUAACUGUAAAGAAAACAAAGUUGAAUGAUUGUUUAUUUGAUAUGGUUGAAAAUGAUGAUAUUUCUCGUCAACUUUUAUAUGAUUCAAUCCACUUGAUGUAUAAAAAAGAGGUUACUCGUAUUCUCAAUCCCCGCUGACUUUUUUCUCUUUCUUUU
Messenger RNA from Halteromyces radiatus, 784 nucleotides. RefSeq names its product ribosomal L28 family-domain-containing protein. Bases 25 to 384 code for a protein of 119 amino acids. Gene Ontology annotation, cellular component: mitochondrial large ribosomal subunit. The record is from RefSeq and is a predicted model, not a curated record. Lineage: Eukaryota; Fungi; Mucoromycota; Mucoromycetes; Mucorales; Cunninghamellaceae. Gene Ontology annotation, molecular function: structural constituent of ribosome. The transcript has 2 exons.